Messenger RNA from Leptopilina boulardi, 3425 nucleotides. RefSeq lists its product as uncharacterized. Gene Ontology annotation, biological process: signal transduction. The record is from RefSeq and is a predicted model, not a curated record. The coding region runs from base 170 to 2056 and encodes 628 amino acids. The transcript has 15 exons. NCBI's taxonomy places the organism in Eukaryota, Metazoa, Arthropoda, Insecta, Hymenoptera, Figitidae.
ACGUUAAAAGUAUAAAAUUUUUUUUGUAAAUAUUGUAAACAAUUUUACUGCAUCAAAAUUUUAUAUUAAAAACAAUUCCAUGUAAAAAAUAUAUAUUUUUUUUUAAUUUGAAAAUUACGAUCAGUUGAAAUAUUAUUGUGAUUUUAAAGACUUCAUCUUUUAAAUAAAAAUGGGAUUUUUUAAAUUUUUGGUGCUUUUCCUUUUCUGCACUUUUGUCGCAGUUAACUGCCAUCCUCCUGUUCCGAGAAGAGGCAGUAAGCUCCGCAUUGACCAGUAUCGACUUGACUCUUCAUCUAACAUACCUUUAAUAAUUAUAAGAUGCAUACAGGAAGUGGAAAACAGAGGAAUGAAUAAUAUAAACUUAUAUCAUGGUAUACUUAUGAAAGAGAAUGAAAAAAAUUUAUUCAGAGAAUUAAAACUUUCUAAUAAUGUCGAUUUAUCGCAAUAUUCACCUCUGACAUUUCCAAAAAUUAUCAAACAUUUUUUGAAGGAUUUACAGCCACAUUUGAUUGCUCAUUAUGUGACUAAAAAAUUGUCACAAGCUGUAGAAUCAACAGUUGAUUUCAAAAAAUUAAAAGCACUGAUUAACGAACUUCCGCUUGUAAACCGAAAAACUCUUGCAUUGCUGAUGAUACAUUUAAAACGACUAGUUUUAAAAAAUAAAAAUAGCGCUUUACAAUCGGAAUUAAACUUCUAUUAUAGAGGCUCUAUUUUUUCUCAACAUAUCCCUGCAGAUAAUCAGAGAAAAAUUAUUGAUGCUUUUUUUUCUCUUCCAUUCGAAUAUUGGAAUUCCAUUACUAAUUAUACUUCAAUUAUCACGAUUCGUCAAGGAGAAAACUCGGCAAUAAAUGCUGAAGAUGAUGAAGUGCAGAAUCAUGUAUUAUCGCUAGUUGAAGUUGACACAAUGCAGGAAUCUUCAGAUGAAAUGCAAUCAAAAAAGAGCAUUGACCAGUAUCGACUUGACUCUUCAUCUAACAUACCUUUAAUAAUUAUAAGAUGCGUACAGGAAGUGGAAAACAGAGGAAUGAAUAAUAUAAACUUAUAUCAUGGUAUACUUAUGAAUGAGAAUGAAAAAAAUUUAUUCAGAGAAUUAAAACUUUCUAAUAAUGUCGAUUUAUCGCAAUAUUCACCUCUGACAUUUCCAAAAAUUAUCAAACAUUUUUUGAAGGAUUUACAGCCACAUUUGAUUGCUCAUUAUGUGACUAAAAAAUUGUCACAAGCUGUAGAAUCAACAGUUGAUUUCAAAAAAUUAAAAGCACUGGUUAACAAACUUCCGCUUGUAAACCGAAAAACUCUUGCAUUGCUGAUGAUACAUUUAAAACGACUAGUUUUAAAAAAUGAAAAUAGCGUUUUACAAUCGAAAAUAAACUUCUAUUAUAGAGGCGCUAUUUUUUCUCAACAUAUCCCUGCAGAUAAUCAGAGAAAAAUUAUUGAUGCUUUUUUUUCUCUUCCAUUCGCAUAUUGGAUUUCUAUUACUAAUUAUACUUCAAUUAUCACGAUUCGUCAAGGAGAAAACUCGGCAAUAAAUACUGAAGAUGAUAUGCGAAAUGAAGUGAAUAAUGUAUUAUCGUCAGAAGAUGUGUCAAUGCAGCAAAAUUCAGAUGAAAUGCAACCAGAAAUGCGCUUCAUUUCAAAUUAUGCACUUGACUCUUCAUUUAGCAUACCUUUAAUAGUUAAAAGAUGCAUACAGGAAGUGGAAAACAGAGGAAUGAAUGAACCAUUAUUAUACUUUGAAAUUAGCUACGAAGAGAAUGGUAAAAAAUUAUUCACAGAAUUAACUAACAAUCACGUCGAUCUAUCGCAACAAAAUCCUCUGAUAAUUGCCGAAACUCUCAAAUUCUUUUUGAGAUUUUUAAAGUCACCUUUGAUUGUUCCUGAACUGAUUAAUGAAUUUUCACAAGCUGUAGAAUCAACAGUUGAUUUCGAAAAAUUAAAAGAACUGAUUAACAAACUUCCGCUUGUAAAUCGAAGAACUCUUGCAUUACUGAUGACACAUUUAAAACGAGUCUUAAAACAGAAUCACGUUUCACAAAUGCAAUUAAACAUAAUUUUUUAACAUCUUUUUUUUCAUUGUUAUGCGUCUCCAAAUAUUGCGGGAAUAAUUCUUGAUGCCUUUUUUUCUUUUCCAUUCAAAUAUUGGAAUUUAAUUACUAAUUAUACUUCAAUUAUCAAGAUUCGUCAAGAAGAAAACUCGGCAAUAAAUACUGAAGAUGAUAUGCGAAAUGAAGUGGUAAAAAAUAUUCAAUAUUUUUAACGUACAUGAAAUAAUAAUUUACUUGUGCAUUUAAUCCACAUAUUUAGAAAAAGGGUGGAGUGUGACAUAAUUAUAACAAUGUGGUACCAAAAAAAGACUUCAAAAACUUCUUAUCGGAUCUAGUAGAGUUUGUAGAGCAUAAAAAACUGAAAAGAAUGGUGUAUAUUUAAUUGCUUAUAAACCCUCUUCUUAAUUGAUGACGAUAAAGACCAAAAACUUUCAAAAAUUUCGAUUUUUUAUUUAUUUAUUUUUUAUUUCGAUUGAUAGUUAAUUCUGCUUCAAAUGACCCCUAAUCGGUUGGAAUUCGUUAGAAUUUGUCUAAGUUAGCAGACUUUUAAUUUUAUAUAUAGUAACAUUAGGUUUCAUGUGUGAUUUAUAGUUUUUUUUAAUUUUCAUAAAAUUUAAUAUAUGUUUAGUGUAUACUAAAAUUAAAGAAUACAGAGCAUUUACCUUUAAAUUUUAUGAAAAUUAAAAUAAACUAUAAAUUACACACACAUGAAACAUAAUGUGACUAUAAAAUUAAAAGUCUGCUAACUAAGACAAAUUUUAACGAAUUCCAACCGAUUAGGGGUCAUUUGAAGCAGAAUUGACUAUACAUUUUCGAUGUGUAAAAUUAAGAAGGUAUAUCUCAUCAGAUAACAGUUACAAAUUGAUCAAAAGUAUUUGGUCUUUGUCGUCAUUAAUUAAGAAGAUACAACAAAUAAAAAAAUUUGAAAUCAGGCAAAAAAUAAGGAAGUUACAAGGAUUUUUUCACGAAAAAUGGUAUUCCGUCUCUAAAAUCAAAUUUUGAGGGUGUAUAAGCAAUUAAAUAUACAGUAAGAAAAGUACCAUGGUAAUCACAGCCCAUGAGUGCGAGUGAGACAAACUUAUGCGUAACGCAUGCAUUCCUAUGACUACCAUGGUACUUUUCUUACUGUAUACCAUUCUUUUCAGUUUUUUAUGCUCUACAAGCUCUACUAGAUCAGAUAAGAAGUUUUUGAAGUAAUAUUUUUUUGUAACACUGUGUAAUUGAGUAUUUUUGAGUCUAAACCAUUUUAAUUUAAAGAAAAUACGAAAAAUCAUAAGUACUUUUUGCAAACUUAAUUUUUUUUGUUCAUUAUAAUUAUAAACUAAUUCCAUUAAAAAGAAAUGGAAAUAUUUUUUUAAGAAAUCAGUUUUCUAAUUUUAAUAA